This is a messenger RNA of Fusarium keratoplasticum, 861 nucleotides long. RefSeq names its product EKC/KEOPS complex subunit BUD32. The record is from RefSeq and is a predicted model, not a curated record. Gene Ontology annotation, biological process: mitotic DNA damage checkpoint signaling; protein phosphorylation. The coding region runs from base 1 to 861 and encodes 286 amino acids. Gene Ontology annotation, cellular component: nucleus; cytoplasm. The transcript has 2 exons. Lineage: Eukaryota; Fungi; Ascomycota; Sordariomycetes; Hypocreales; Nectriaceae. Gene Ontology annotation, molecular function: protein serine/threonine kinase activity; ATP binding.
AUGUCACAAAACUCUGAUAUACCCUCUGGGUCAACUCUUUCCCCAAUUCCGAUAGAUAAUGGCUUCCUGGGCUCGACAGCCAUAUUUUUUAGAGUCAAGCCUGGAGUCGUCUUGAAAGCUCCGGUUUGCAGGCAAGAGGAUCUAGUAAUUCGGCUGAGGCCGAGUGUGGCAAGCGGAUUCUCUAAUGAAAAGGAGAUUUUAGCCAGACUUGGCGAUCAUCCCAGAAUCACAAAGUAUCUCGGGUGGCACGACGAGUUUCCCACGGGCUUGCUGUUUGUCGAGGCCAGUCCCGGCAGCCUUCAGAGUUUCCUAGAUGAUCCAAGCCGGGACAUAUCCCUAUCUGUACGGAAAAAGUUAUGCAGGCAAGCCACCGAGGCAAUUGCCUACAUCCAUAGUCGAGGUGUCAUCCACAGCGAUCUCCGCCCUGAAAACUUUCUCGUCCACACUACAGGCUCUACAGACUUUGAUCUCAUGCUCUGCGAUUUUGGUGGAUCAGCUUGCGGAGAAAUCGGAAUCCCGGGUGAAAACCUCCCGGAUGAUGGCUUCUUUGACCCCAACUCGGGCUGGGCGACUACAGUGGCCACUGACAUCUUUGCUCUCGGGUCAGUCCUGUACACCAUAGUCUCUGGGCACUGGCCCUACAGAGAACCUCCCUGUGGGUUCUUCACCUCGCGAGAAGAAGUGGAAGAGUACGGAGCUCGUGUUAACGGCUUCUUCAAGGAGGGUAUCUUCCCCGAUACGGAAGGGUUGUACGGGGGAGCUAUCAUUCUGGGAUGUUGGACGAAGCAAUACUCGAGUGCCAAUGACAUCUUGCAAGCGCUGGAUGCUUCAGAAUCCUCGGCGUCUGAUCCUGAGACUUAA